Messenger RNA from Pogona vitticeps (central bearded dragon), 515 nucleotides. The record is from RefSeq and is a predicted model, not a curated record. Lineage: Eukaryota; Metazoa; Chordata; Lepidosauria; Squamata; Agamidae.
CAGCUUAAGUCAAGUCAGAACGAGGUUUGCUGAAAUGGGGCGGCAGGACGAGAAGGCGCUGGAAGGGGGGAGCGGCGAGCCUGAGGAGGAAGAGGAAGAACUUGUGGAUCCUUUAACUGUUAUUAGAGAAGAAUGUGAAAAGCUAGAAAAAUGUGUGAAAUUCCGUGAAGUGCUUGAUGAGUGUGAGGCUCGAGUGAAUUCCAGAUCCCAUACAGAAGAGACGUGUUCAGAUGAGCUCAUUGACUUUUUGAGAACUAGAGAUCAUUGUGUGGCUGAAAAACUCUUCACCAAGCUGAAAUAAAUGUUCAUAUAAGCAUCUUCCUGCAUACAUGAUGGAAACCUGAGUAUGUUCUGUUUCAACUGAUAUGCUGCUCCUCAUCUGUGGUUUUAGAAAAAUAGAACAAGUUCGUCUGUAAUAAUGCAGUUAUCAGGAUCGGUGUUUUGUGGAAGAUUUACAACUGCUAACGGAGUAACUGUACAUUCACAUAUUAAAUCUAUUUCCUGCCAAACAUGAA